This is a messenger RNA of Xenia sp. Carnegie-2017, 2128 nucleotides long. Its product is annotated as cytosolic beta-glucosidase-like. NCBI's taxonomy places the organism in Eukaryota, Metazoa, Cnidaria, Anthozoa, Malacalcyonacea, Xeniidae. The record is from RefSeq and is a predicted model, not a curated record. The transcript has 7 exons. Gene Ontology annotation, molecular function: beta-glucosidase activity. Gene Ontology annotation, biological process: carbohydrate metabolic process. Bases 457 to 1938 code for a protein of 493 amino acids.
AUCGUCAACACUCAAUAUUUGAAAUGUCAAGUGAAUGAAAGCUUCAAACUGUUGAAUUGUUGAAGUUUGAAAUAUCAACAAUUGACGGUUAGUUUUUGCCUAGUAACUGGACGUAUCGGUUCGCCUUUAUUGAGCGAAACGUUAAGUUCACCGGCAUUCGAUAGGCGGCCGUUAAACUUCUAGAGUAUGUGUCUGAAACAAUGAAUAAUUGUUUGCUAAACAAUUGCUGGUGGCGCCAUUAUUAUCCCGUCAAAUGUCAUUUUACUUAUAGUAAAAGAGAAAGUGAAAAAGACCGCAUCAUUUUACUCUAUCCUGCAGAGACUACAUCAUGUCAACGCUCUCCAAACGGUAUCGAAUCAAACAGGUGGACAUAAUUUCAACCUUGUGUACAUAUGUUUUAAAGCCAACUCAGUUUAUGUGAAAGACUGGAAAGACUUGCAGCUAUAAGUUUUCUAGAUGGAUGGUGAUGUAUUUGAGAAGAUAACUCGUGAUGAUUUCAUUCACGGGCAGUUUCCCGAGAAUUUCAUGUGGGGGGCAGCUUCGGCGGCGUAUCAGAUCGAAGGAGCUUGGAACGAGGAUGGCAAAGGCGAGAGUAUAUGGGAUCAUUACUGCCAUUUGGAACCCAGUCCUAUACGCAAUCAUGAUACUGGUGAUGUGGCUUGCAAUAGUUACCAUUAUUACAAGAAAGAUGUUGAAAUUUUGAAAGAAUUGGGCGUCGGUUUUUAUAGAUUUUCUCUCUCGUGGCCACGAAUACUUCCAAAUGGGACACUCAGUUGUAUUAAUGAGAAAGGAAUAGAUUACUAUAAUAAGCUCAUCGACGAACUCGUCAGUAGUGGAGUACAACCAAUGAUAACGUUGUAUCAUUGGGAUCUACCUCAGACGCUUCAAACUCACUACGGUGGCUGGCUAAAUGACGGGAUACAAGACUUCUUUAAUGACUAUGCUAGAUUAUGUUUCCAGCGCUUUGGUGACCGUGUCAAAUAUUGGAUUACCCUCAACGAACCAUGGGAAGUGGCCAUACCUGGUUACUGUCGUGGUGAAACAGCUCCUGGUCACCGGGAUAUGGCUAAGGGUGCUUAUAUCGCUGCAAAGAACCUUAUUUUAUCACAUGCUAAAGCUUGGCAUACCUACGAUAAAGAGUUUCGUGCUACGCAACAUGGGUACAUAUCUAUUACGAUUGACUCGAGCUGGCCCGAGUCCUUUACGGCUUCAAACGAGGACCAAAUGGCGAGCGAAAGAUUUCUAGCGUUUCAUCUCGACCUUUUUGCCCAUCCCAUAUUCGUGAACGGUGACUUUUCGAACAUUGUGCAACAUCAAGUACUGAAGCAUUGCCAAGCCGCUGGUCUUGAGUCGAGACUGCCACGUUUUAGCGAAGAAGAACGUAAAAUCGUGAAGGGAAGUCACGAUUUUUUUGGCCUCAACUUCUAUCGUUGUCAGUUGGUGAAACACAAAUCUUCUCUCAACGGCAUGAAGACGCCACAAAGUUUUGACAAGGACCGAGAGACGGAGGAAUUUCUGCAUUCAUCCUGGCCACGAACUGAUGCGACAUGGUUACGCAUGACUCCGUUUGGGAUGCGUCGAAUACUGAAAUUUAUCAAAGAAAACUAUGGUAAUCCUCGAAUUAUUAUAACUGAGAACGGUUGUACACAGGCCGGCGAGCAUGAUGCGAUCGAUGAAAAUGCCUUGCAUGAUUAUUUCCGCGUGGAUUGGUACCGAAGAUACUUGAACGAGGUACUGAAAGCGAUAAAGUUGGAUGGCGUUGACGUUGCUGGAUACAUGGCAUGGUCACUGAUGGAUAAUAUGGAAUGGAAUGAUGGGUACAGUUUGAGGUUUGGAUUAUAUAGAGUAGAUUUCGAAGACCCGCAAAGAAAAAGAACACCCAAGCUUUCCGCCCGCUAUUAUAAAAAGGUCAUUCAAGAUAACGGAUUCUUAGCUUAGCCGUGUCCUCAGGUUGACGGUAGUAUGUUUUGCGCAUACUUACUGCGCACAUCAAAUCCUCUUGUGAACGUAGAAUACAUACUGUAGUCUGCAUUGUAACAUUUUCUACAUUGGGGCUUUUACAAUUUACGUUCUAACAACCGAAUAAUUUCCGACAAUAUUAGAAGAACUUUUAGUUGUGCGCAGAAAA